Molecule: messenger RNA, 825 nt
Organism: Vigna radiata var. radiata (mung bean)
Lineage: Eukaryota; Viridiplantae; Streptophyta; Magnoliopsida; Fabales; Fabaceae
Exons: 5
Coding region: 87-635 (182 amino acids)
Source: RefSeq, a predicted model, not a curated record
AGGAAUAUAAUUACCAGUUCUCACUUUACCCACACCUUUUGCUUCUUCUUUACACAUUUAACCAUUUCCUAGGUUGUUCUACAUUGAUGCUAUCCUUGAUAACUCACAACAAGUUUCAACUUUCAAAGGCGUUAUUCCAAACUCUCGUUUCCAAACACCACAAUACAAUGAAUCCCAAGGUGAGAGUAAGAGCACCAGAGCAAGAAGAAGAAGAAUGUGUUUAUCCAGAAAACGACAGUGGAUCUUGGAUGCUUUCAAAGUUCAUUGAGUUACUAUACUUUGAAGAAGAAAAAGAGAAGAACCACUCAGUUUCCAAAAGCACUAGGGUUUGUCCUCAACAUGUAACAAUGAGAUCCACCCCUUCAAUUAAAGGAGUAUUGAAGAGUGUGAAGAGAGUUGGUGAAAGUCCAAAAGAAAAUGCAAGAGCUUCUUCUGUUAUACGCCCACGUGCAGUCUUAUCCAGUCCUGAAAAUGAUGGAUUAAUUGGAAGCAUGAAUGAGUUGAAGAAGAGUACAAGAUCAGAUGCAACUAAGGUUUUGUGUGGUGAGGUGAAGAAGGGAGGAAAAUAUUUGGAGAGGGAGGAAUGUGAGGCAUUCAAGAAAGGCAAAGCAAAAGUUCAGUUUAGAAAGCUUUGAUGUUAAGAAGAGGUGUUGCGUGAAAGCAGUGACAUCAAAGAAGUUUCAUUGACUUUGCCUUUUAUGAAUACAAUUUUAAAAUAGUAACCCUUAUAAAACUGAAAUUUGGUGCAUUAUGCCAAUGAGUGUUGUGUAUUUUGAAAAUUCUGACAUUUUUUUUUUUGUAAUUUGUGUGAAUUGACAAUAUGUU